AUGGAGGCAAGAAAUCUCGAGAAACGAUUGUGGCUUAAGGGCUCGGGUUUACUAUCUACAAUACACGAAAUUGCUAGGCUAACUACAAAGGUGGCGAAAGACGAUCCGAGAAGAUUAAUCCACUCACUAAAAUUCGGCCUCACAAUCUCACUAGUCUCGUUUUUCUACUACCUCAAUCCUCUAUACGUCACUUUUCGCACAUCCACAAUGUGGGCCGUGUUGACCGUUGUUGUCGUUUUCGAAUUCUCUGUCGGUGCAACAAUUGGAAAAGGGCUUAAUAGAGGAUUAGCAACCUUAGUAGGUGGUGCACUUGGUCUUGGAGCUAAUCACUUCGCAAGUUUAUUUGGCAAAAACUACGAGCCCGAGCCCGUAUUCAUCACACUUUUCGUCUUCUUACAAGCUGUGGUAUCGACGUACAUAAGAUUCUAUCCAAAAGUGAAGGCUAGAUACGAUUACGGGAUGCUAAUGUUCAUAUUGACAUUUUGUCUGAUUUCUAUAUCCGGUCUUCGAACCGAUGAAAUAUUCGAUCUUGCUAAGGAAAGGCUAUCGACUAUACUCAUCGGUGCAUCAACUUGUGUGAUUGUUUCGAUCUUCGUUUCUCCUGUAUGGGCGGGCGAAGAUCUUCACAACCUCGUUGCUCAAAAUAUUGAAAAACUCGGAAGUUUCUUGGAAGGUGCACACAUAUAUAUAUAAACACACUUAUUACAUGAUCUAGAACAACAUUAAUAAUCACUUAAUUAUAUUGUCAUAAUCGAUUUUUUUUUUUGUAGGAGUUAUGGACGAGUCUUUGAGAAAAUCGGAGAACGAAAAGUUGGCACGGGCAAGCUUGAAUAGUGUUGUUGUUGAUUCAAAGAGUUGUGAAGAAGCCUUGGUGGGUGAAAAUAAAACAAUUAAUACAUAUAUUAAUAAUUAACAUGAGGAAAUUAAAUUAAAUCACAAGUUAAUUUAAUUAUUUUGACUAUUGGCAGGCAAAUUUUGCUAGAUGGGAACCAGGGCAUGGGAGAUUCAUGUAUCGGCAUCCAUGGAAACAAUAUUUAAAGAUUGGAAAUUUGACUAGGCUGUGUGCCUGUCGAGUUGAAGCCCUCAACGGCUACUUAAUUACCUCUAUAAUUAAUCAAGUAAUUAAUUAAUAUUAAUUAUGAUUAGUGUAAAUACAUUAUUAAUGAUCAGGGAUAAAUAAAAUGGUAAAUUACAAUCACCCCCCUGAGGUAAGGUUUAUUUAUG
Molecule: messenger RNA, 1224 nt
Organism: Erythranthe guttata (spotted monkey flower)
Lineage: Eukaryota; Viridiplantae; Streptophyta; Magnoliopsida; Lamiales; Phrymaceae
Source: RefSeq, a predicted model, not a curated record